GCAUGUGUUCUUGUGUGGCUACAGACUGCAGAAGCAUUAGAAGCUGUUGAGAUUUCUAUCUCUUCCUGUGCUCAAACCCUGACUACAGCAUUAUUUCAGUUUUUAUGUUCUGCCCGAGCACAAGUAGUGUGUUCAAGCAGAGAUCGUCACAUUCAGGCCUGGUCAUACUGUAGGUUCAGCAUCCUGCCGUCUAUCACCACCAGGGUUGGGCUACAGUGAUGCACUGGCCUGUCUUCAGCAGGAGUGAACCCAGCAGAGCAAACACUGCAACAAAAUAGCAGAUUGUUUCUGACAGCAAAUGUUCUGAAGCUGAGAUGGUACUGAGAUUCACUUCUUCAUAGAUCCGCCUUCAUGGUGUCCAUGGAUUCCUUCUGACUACAGCAGCUAGUUCUACGUCAUCAAGAUGAUCUCCACCCAGAGACUCUAGUUCCUCAUUCCUCCAUUGGAGGGCCACUGUGGUGAGGGGAGGGGGAGGGUGAAGGAGCCUCCUGUCAUCAGGCAAAUAGCUGCGGAGCCUGCUGGUGAAAGCGAUGGGAACCAUGUAGUGUUCAUUUCUCCACCCAGGGGGAGGGUAGAUUUGAGUCAAGUUUGUUUUCCAUUGAUUUUAGUGUGAGAGUGUUUUAUGUGAGCCAGAGAGGAGAUGGUCCUCCACACCUCUCCCUACUCCAGUGCCUUCCUGCGGUGCCUCACUAGCCUGUCAUGGGGCUUCAUCUUCCCUUGCUACUGGCUGCUGGACCGCCUGCUAGCCUCCUGUGUGGCCACCUCUCUGGAAAAGCGCCGGCGCUCCCAGGACCCCUGCUCCUUUGUGACGCUGUAUGUGCUAGUGUCCACUCCGCUCUACCUGCUGCUCCUCCUGGCCUCGCUGCCCUUCGCUCUGCUGGGAUUUCUGCUGUGGGCUCCCCUGCAGGCGGCCCGCCAUCCCUAUCUCUACACCCACCGCCGCCCGAACAAGCACCAGGCCGAGCAGGGGGGCGCGGCAUCACUGGCCGACUGGAGGCCGCAAGGCCGCAGCUUCUGCUUCGGCAGUGCCAACGUGUGCCUACUGCCAGACUCCCUGGCACGCUUCAACAACCUGUCUGAGACCCAGCGCCGUGCCCGCGAGGUGGGAAAGCGCAUCCGUAACGGGGCCAGCCGGCCACAGAUCAAGAUAUACAUCGACUCCCCCACCAACACCUCCAUCAGCGCCGUCUCCUUCAGCAGCCUGGUCACGGGGUUCCCACGCACCUCCUCACUGGACCAGCGGCCUGACAAUACAGCCGAGUCCGAACCCCUCACCGAGUGCCCUGUACACAAUGCUAGUGCAGACUGCCCAAUACACACUGCCGGUGCAGACUGCCCCAUACCCACCGCUGGUGACGACUGCCGCAUACACCCAACAGGGGACCAGAGCUCCUCAGAUUGUCCCGUCCACGUAGCUGGUGGAGAGAACACACCAGAGUGCCCGCUUCACACUGCUGGUGCCUAUAACAGCUCUGACUGCCGUGUUCACACCACAGUGGCCCAGAACUCCCCAGACUGCCCCUUGCACGCCUCUGGGGUCCAGAUCAGUAUCAGUGCCCCAGAGCCAGACGCCCCAGAGGCUGAGACAGGAAACCACCAAGGCGAGGGUGACGGGGAGAGCCUGACAGGGGGGGUGCCUUCUAACAACACCCUGUCCCACCGCACCUCCAUGUUCAAGAAGCACAGCGGCCGCAAGCGGCGCCAAGGCGACGACGGCAUCGACCACGAGAUCUCGGCCUUCUUCCCUGCCAACCUGGACUUCCUGUGUCUGCAGGAAGUGUUUGACCACCGGGCCACAUCCAGGCUGAGGCGGCAGCUGCACCACUACUUCCCCUACAUCCUGAGUGAUGUGGGCCGCUACGCCUGGAAGGGCUGCUGCUCCCGCUUCAAGUUCCUCAACAGUGGCGUUAUGCUGGUCAGCCGCUACCCCAUCCUGGACGCCCACUAUGAGUGCUACCCUAACGGGCGAGGGGAAGAUGCCCUAGCAGCCAAAGGAGCUCUCUUUGUCAAGGUGCAGGUGGGAACCUCUCAUCAGGAGCAGAGAGUUGUGGGAUACCUCACCUGCACUCAUCUACAUGCCAUUGAAGGAGAUGCAGCUGUGCGUUGUGAGCAGUUGGAUCUACUCUUGGAGUGGGGGACGGAUUUCCGCAAGGCAACGUCCCGCCCCUCGGAGGAGAAGGGUCUGGAGGACCAGGUGGCCUUUGAUGUUGUCCUCGGUGACCUCAAUUUCGACAACUGCUCCUCAGAAGAUAAACUGGAGCAGCAGCAUUCCCUCUUUACGCAGUACAAGGACCCGUGUCGCCUGGGGCCAGGGGAGGACAAGCCAUGGGCUCUGGGAACACUACUGGACACCAGCGGGCUUUAUGACGAGGAGGUCAGUUCACCAGAGAGUUUGCAAAAAGUGAUGGAGAAUGAGGAGGGGAGGAAGGAAUACUUGGUGUUCCCUACCAAUAAAAACCACUGUCCGAAUCAGAAGGGCAGAAAGAUCCCCCUGAAAGGCAACGGGAGGAGGAUCGACUACAUCCUUUACAGUGAGGCGGUGCAGCAGGACUGGAAAGUGGACAUUGAAGAGUUUAGCUUCAUCACCCAGCUGGCUGGCCUCACUGACCACCUGUCUGUGGCCAUGCGUCUGGCUGUGUCCACAGGAGAGGAGGAGCCUUAGGCCCACACCCUUUAUACUGCCACGGAGGAAGAACCGGGACGGAAGAGGCAGAGAGAAGGCAAGGAACUCAGGCCUGAGAAAGACAGAGCUUGAAAAGGGAGAAGAAAUGGAUGGACAUAACAAAGAAGAAAUAAAGGAGCAGAUGCAGAGGAGUCAUGUGAUCCAGAGAAAACCUGGUGGAGAGAGAUAAGAGAGUGGUUGUUGUGUGUGUCAGAGGUCUGGACUGGGCCCAAUGCGGACCUGAGGGACUGAGCCAAAGACUCACACACCUACAGGCCACCGUACCAUGUAUCACCUCUGGUCCUCGAGGUCUAUCAGCUCCCUGAUGAUGGAGUACCAAUGAUUGACUUACUAUCAAUAAUUUCCUGUAUUUAGAUACUUUUAUGUUUUUAGGCCUCAUUUAUGUCUGACCUUUUUAUGUUUAUACUUUUUGGGCUCGGAAGCGUCUAAACUUAGUUCUUUAUUUGAUUUAAAACGGUGACAUGAGACUUCUCUUGACUCAUGGAAUAUAGAGUGUAGCCUGGC
Molecule: messenger RNA, 3187 nt
Organism: Salmo salar (Atlantic salmon)
Lineage: Eukaryota; Metazoa; Chordata; Actinopteri; Salmoniformes; Salmonidae
Gene: smpd3
Product: sphingomyelin phosphodiesterase 3
Biological process (GO): sphingomyelin metabolic process
Cellular component (GO): cytoplasm; extracellular region
Molecular function (GO): sphingomyelin phosphodiesterase activity
Source: RefSeq, a predicted model, not a curated record